CGGCCACCACAACAACAACAUCACGAGGCGUCAAGGGGAGGAGGAGGCCCCGCCCGCACCAGCCUGAAGGGGCGGCACACAGGCUCACCCCACCGCCCGCACCACCCCACUCUCUUCCUGACACCACUCGCAGGGCUGGCCGGGACCCCCUGAAGGCAGGACAAGUACUCCAGUGCCAGAGUAGUCGAGCACCGAGUGUAAACAGGGAGCGAACUCAUCCCCCUAGUCAUGGCCACUCUUUUCGACCAGUACGAGUCCCUGCAGUCGGGGGGCAUGGGGGGCCCCAAGCAGUCCAUCCUGGGCACCACGGCCUUCAAGAACCAAAAGCUGGAGGAGGAGGCGGCGAUAUUUCGCAAGGACCGCCAGGUAAGCUUCACGCCCACCCACCCCAUCACACACCUGGUCGUGGCCAACCAGCACCUCGUCCUGGCCAUGGCCAACAAGAAGCUCAUCAGGAUCAACCUCCUCCACCCCGGCACCGGCAACCAGGAGGAGCAGGAGGUGGACAUCAGCAAAUUCUCCCUCCAGGCCAGGAUCCACAGCAUCUUCCUGGACCCCACAGGGCAGCACCUCCUCAUCAGUAUUGUUAGUCGGGAUGGACAGACACCCGUUGACACCCUGUACCUGCCGCUCCGCUCCAACAAGCCCAAGUCCACCAGCAAGCUGAAGGGUCACCUCGUAACUGCUGUUGGCUGGAACGCCAGGAACCAGUCAGACAGUGUGACGGGACCAAUACUAAUUGGGACCUCAAAGGGAGUCAUUCUGGAGAUGGAACUGACUUCUGACGAGAGGCUUUUCCAGUCUAGUCAUGAGGAGUAUUGCAAGCAGUUGUUUGACGUUGGCAAGGAUGAGCCAGUUCCAGUGAGUGCCAUUGAGGUGCGCCCCAGCCCUACUGACGACCUCAAGCUCUGCAUCCUGGUGACAACAUCUGACAAACUCUACCAAUUUUGUGGACGUGCCAGGUCAGCAGAAGACAGGCCCAUGAUGACUGCUCUCUUUGCCAACUACUUGGGAUUGCCACCAAGAUUCGUCAAGCUCAUAAGCAAGUGGAAGACUUCGUGGCUCAAGCUGUACCAGCCUGCAAACUCCAUCACUCCGAAGCACUUUGCCUGGCUAACAGAGCAGGGUGUGUAUACCGGAGACAUAGUGUGGACGGGCUCGGGUGAUGACAUGACCGUCAAUAGAAAGUUGCACUCCAUUCCUGAGGUUGUGGAUGGUUAUGGGGUUCCCUGUGAUAUGAUUGUGUGCGAGUUUCACGUUCUCAUUGUGUGGCCAGACAAAAUGCGUGGGCUCUGCAUCCUCAACAAUCAGGUUGUGUAUGAGGGGAGCAUACCAGAAGAGUGUGGUAAGCUUGUGGGCAUCUCCAAGGACCCCAUCAAAGGGACCAUCUGGGUGUUUGCUGAGAGAGGAGUCUUCAGGUACUCAGUGGACCGAGAGGGACGAAAUGUGUGGCGCAUAUAUCUUGAGCAAGGAAACUAUGAAUUAGCAAAGAAGUAUUGUAACUCUGAUCCAUCUUGUUUGUCAACUGUCUUGCUGCAGGAAGCUCAAGAUUAUUUUCAGAAGAAAGAUUAUGUACAAAGUGCAAAGCUUUUUGCUAAAACCUCAACUUCCUUUGAAGAAAUCAGUCUGAAGUUUGUUGAAGUUGGGGAAGAAGGAGCUCUAAAGAUUUAUCUCCAUGAAAAAUUAGAGUCCCUCAAAGUCAGUGAACAAACCCAAAUUACCAUAGUUGUCAUGUGGCUGCUUGAGCUUUACUUAAAAACUCUAGGAAACCUUCGUGAUGCUGGAAAGCGGAACACAGCAGAAUACACCAAGUGUGACGAACAGCUAAAGUUACUCCUCCAUGACCCCAAAGCACACCAGUGCCUGACAAACAAUGCCAAUGCCAUUUAUGAGUUGCUGGCCUCACAUGAUGAUCAAGACAAUUACAUCAAUGUAGCUCUCAUGCUGAAAGAUUUUGACCGAGUAUUACUUCAUCUGAUGCGCCACGGCCGCCACAUUGAGGCCUUGGAGGUAAUGAAGACACGGGGAUCAGAACAACUAUUUUACCAGCACUUUCCCGCCCUUCUUCAGGCUGUUCCUUCUGCUGCAAUAGAAGCUUUGAUUGCCCAAGGAGAAAGGAUCAACCCAUUGAAACUUCUCCCUUGUCUCAUUCACUACCACACUUCUCAUGGGGGAGGGGCAGACAUUUUACGAUAUUUUGAAUAUUGUGUUGAUAAACUUGAAAUCACAGAUGAGGUUUUGCACAAUUUUUUGAUAACUCUCUAUGCUGUAGAGGCUCCUGAGAAACUGUUGCCUUAUUUUAAAUUACAAGGUGAUGACAGUCUUGGUGUUCAUUAUGAUGUCAAGUUUGCCCUGAGAGAGUGCAUGUCAGUGGGUGAAGAGAAAGCCUGUGUGCACAUUCUGACAACCAUGGGACUCUAUCAGGAGGCAGUGGAGUUAGCCUUAAAGCUUGACAUAUCCUUGGCGAAGGCAAUGGCUAACCGCCCUAAAUAUGAUCAAGAUCUAAGGAAGAAGCUGUGGCUGAUGAUUGCAGCUCAUGUUGUGCAGGAGAAGCAAGAUAUUUCACAUGCCAUGGAAGUUCUUAGAUCAUGCGAUCUUAUUAAAAUAGAAGACAUUCUUCCUUUUUUCCCAGACUUUGUCACAAUUGACCAGUUCAAAGAUGCUAUCUGCUCAUCACUCCAAGAGUACAAUCAACACAUUGAAAACUUGAAGAAAGACAUGGACGAUGCCUCUAAGUCUGCAGAAAAUAUCCGCAAAGACAUACAGAAGUUCAAGCAGAAAUAUUCCUAUGUGCAUGCACAAGACACCUGUUGUGAGUGUAACUAUCCCUUACUGUCAAAACCAUUUUAUCUAUUCCCAUGCUCCCAUAAAUUUCACCAAGACUGUCUAUCAGACUCUGUAAUGGGAUACCUGAGUGAUGUUAAACAAAAGAAAGUUUCAGAGCUCAAAGGAAAAUUGUUAGCCAUGUCCCAUGAGGAGGGCAGCACAGGAACAGGAGGGCAGUGGGGUGACAGGGAACAAGUGAGAGCUGAGAUUGACAGCAUUGUGGCUGGGGAGUGCCUCUACUGUGGAGACAAUGUUGUGGCAAACAUUGACACCCCAUUUAUCAAUGCUGAUGAGUGGGAUACUCUUAUGGCUGAGUGGCAAUAGUAAAUUAUAACCUGACACAUCUUUGUUUCUUGUCAUAUUCAUGGUCUACAGGUAUUUGCUUGUAACAGGAAAGUUUAUAUUUUGUUGUUGUUGCUGCAGUCACUCAGCUGGAAGUUUCAUUGAUAUCUCACGAGGUAGCUACAAUGUUUUCUUCAAUGUUCAACCCAUUAGAACUUGUCAAAUUAUCAAUUGUUUGCAGCUUGUGGAGACAUUUGGGUGUACUUCAACAAAAUCUUCCUCAUGCAGAUGGAUGAGUAAAAAUUCCAACAAAUAACAAAUAGGUCAGUGGGUUAACUCUGAAAUCACAUGUGUGUAUUGUCUUUGAAGUUUUGGUUCAUCUGUUUAACUAGCCCUCAAUUGCUUAGUGAGCAAUUGAGAAAUAUUAUCUUGUCCAGUGUACCUGUGUCUUGGAGGCAUUGAAGCUGACAUUAUAGCCAGCUUCAGUGAAUCCAUAGAUAUAUAAUAAAUUGUAAUAGUGGUAUACAGGAAACUCAUGAUUUAAUACCUGUUUUUUAUUUUAUUUUUUAUAUAUAUAGAAAAAGAUUACCUAGGCAUUAAAUCAGGAUUUUCUUUAUACCAUUAUUGAAGACAGGGUGUGGAGUUAAAAUAACAACUUGUUAUUUACAAGAGAAACCCCGAAUCAGAGAGCAGAUCACCAUGUAAAGGGACCCACUGCUGUCCUGACCCCAUGCAAGCAACACCAUCGACACUGAACUCUGUUAUAUACAACCCUUCAAGUCUGAAGCAGAGUGAUGAUCAAAUGAAUAAGUGUUUUUUAUUGCAUGAUUCUUUUCUAGUAUUCAACAUUAAUGCUUCUAAUAUAUAUGGGGGUUGGGUGGCUCAUUGGGUAUGGUGCUUGCCUGAUUGAGAGGUUGAGUUCAAUCCCAGCUUACUGUAGCUCCUUGGUGAGAGGCAGCACUCUCUUGUAACCCUGGCAGAGCAGCAUGGUCUUAGCUACAUAGCUCAGGGUGAUCCUUUAAUUGCCUCUUUUUGUAAUAAAUAUGUACUAAAGUUAAUAUGAGAUGAUAAAAAUGUCAGUUGAUUGAUAGUAGACCCUAUCCAACUCAUUGAUUUUGUUACCAUGUAGUGUGAAUAGUCACAAUGUCAUGCUAGCCAGCACCCAGUUCUGUUCAUGGUUGUAACUCAAGCAGUGCUGUCUGGUCUCAGCUAUCUGGCUUGGGGGAGAUUCAUCAAUCACCUUUCUUUUUUUUUUAAUUUAUAGGUAACCAACUGGGUGCAGUUUCUUUUGGAGUGUGCAAAUCACUGUUACCAUGAGCUGGACUCCUGCAUACAUGAAAAUGCUUGUGUUGAAUGGUAGUUGAUGUAAGAUUGAAAAUUUUCUCCUAUUUCAGAAGGAAAAUCCCUUCAUUCUUUUUUUUUUUUUUUUUUUUUUUUUUUAUAUAAAUAUUUUAAUAUAGAAUAUCUGCAGGUGCACAUUCACUGACAUCACUGACAUGGAUAUCCAUUGGCAUGCUUACUAAUGUCUUUAGUUGUCUCAUCAGUAAUAAAUUACCCUGGUACUAAUGAUUCAUGGUGGUCUAAGCUUGAACAAAGCUUUUAGAAUAAGGCAUGAGAAGAUUAAUGAGUCAUUAUGAUCUUAGUCAGUGACGGUGACAUAUUGAUAAUAAUGACAUUGAUUGUAUUUACUAGAACUAUUUAAUUAUCUGCAUUUUCUGAUUAGAUUAUUUUUAUCAUAAAGAACCCUGACUACAUAUAGCAUCACAUAUAAGUAACCAUAUUCAUGAUAAAGCAUGGAUAUUAAUAAUUUUGCUGCAAAUUAUAAUUUGCCAGAUUUUCCUGUAUAUAUUUUGUUAACUGAAGGGAAAGAGUCCUAAUUGCAAUAUAAAAAAAAACAAAGUU
Molecule: messenger RNA, 5010 nt
Organism: Eriocheir sinensis (Chinese mitten crab)
Lineage: Eukaryota; Metazoa; Arthropoda; Malacostraca; Decapoda; Varunidae
Gene: dor
Product: vacuolar protein sorting-associated protein 18 homolog
Exons: 1
Coding region: 229-3150 (973 amino acids)
Biological process (GO): endosome organization; intracellular protein transport; lysosome organization
Cellular component (GO): endosome; HOPS complex
Molecular function (GO): protein-macromolecule adaptor activity
Source: RefSeq, a predicted model, not a curated record